UCGUUUUUGAUCUCUGAUAUAUGAAAUCUCUGCUAGCUCAUCCUCAAGUUUCUCAAUAUAUAUAUAACUUUGUUUAAUUAGUUCCUCCACAGAAGGGAAAGAUAAACUUUCAAAGUGAAAGUAAUCAGAAUGAUGAAGAGCUUCUCUAGUAUUGUGAUUCUUUCUAUGGCAAUGUUUAUGAUGGCUAAUAGCAGCCUUGGGUUGAGGCCUCAUCAAUUUAGCUUGCAAGAGGAAGGAGGUGGUGUUGGUGAUAGAGACAAGUCUCCUACUAAUUACCCGCAUUACAAGGAAAGAGCAAAGAGCCAUGGAUUGGGAAUGGAAAUGUACCCAACAGGAUCAAGCUUGCCAGACUGCGCACAUGCAUGUGGGCCAUGCUUCCCAUGUAAGAGGGUGAUGAUCAGCUUCAAGUGUUCUGUGGAGUCUUGCCCUAUUGUCUAUAGGUGCAUGUGUAGAGGAAAAUACUACCAUGUACCCUCCAAUUGAUGAUUUAGUACUAUAGCUAGUACUAGCAUUAUAAGUAACUAUCUUUUUAGAGACUAUGGCUCUCUAUUAAUUAUUUCAUUUGCUAUGUUAGGUAAGUUUUUUAGUGCAAGAUGUUCGCGGUGGGAGGGUAAAGUUUGUAAAUGUUCCGAUGGAAUCGAUCCGAUGAUCAGAUUUUGUUAGUUGGUAGGGUUUAGAUUUUGUUUGUUAAGCAAAUUUGAAGCCACGAUUAUCUUUCGAUUGUUUAGGUGGUGUUUGUUUCAUAUGUACUUUGAACCGCAGUUCAAACCUCUUUAUU
Molecule: messenger RNA, 778 nt
Organism: Morus notabilis
Lineage: Eukaryota; Viridiplantae; Streptophyta; Magnoliopsida; Rosales; Moraceae
Product: protein EPIDERMAL PATTERNING FACTOR 2
Exons: 3
Coding region: 130-483 (117 amino acids)
Biological process (GO): guard cell differentiation; stomatal complex development
Source: RefSeq, a predicted model, not a curated record